UUAUUCUGUUGGAGAAAAACAACACGCAGAGACUUCCAGGAUCUCCAGUGACAGACCUCAGAACCACUAACCCACUGACACAGAACUCACUCCUCACUCCACUGCUGGCUGCAGCAGCUCAGGAGCAGCACAUCUGGAAUAAACCUGCAGAAGUCUCCACCUGCGUGCGUCACAGCGCGCACUCCUCUCAUGCCUGUGCGUAAACACGCACACGCACACACACGCGCAGAGCAGUGCGCCUGUUCGGUGCCACUUUAACUCUGAGAGUCUGACCAGGAGGAGAGGAACCAGAGAGGAACCAGAGAGGCUGAGAACAUCCACACACCGUCCUGACCGCCGGACCCUUCAGAGCAGUGAUCAGACCCCCGGUGUGGUGAUUGAAGAUGAUUCCUGUGCUGAUUUGUGCGUUGAUCUCACUGAGUGUAGCCGACAACGAUUUAGACACUCUGUACCCUGAACUGGAGCACUCCAGAACCAUCUAUGUCACAGAGAACGGCCCUCGACUCUCCGUGUCGGCGGAACAAUUGAAGGUGGUGUCGAGGCGAGGAGGAAACGCCACGUUACCGUGCAGGAUCCGAAUGGACCAAUCACUGACACCCAGUCGCAAGAUGAGGAUCAAAUGGACCAAGCUGACCUCAGACUACCUGAAAGAGGUGGAUGUGUUUGUUGCCAUGGAUUAUCACAAAAGGAGUUACGGCAGUUUCCAUGGACGCGUCCACCUACAGGGCUCCUCUCCCAUGGACGCCUCUCUGGUCAUCACAGAGAUCACCCUGGAGGAUUAUGGGAGAUAUAAGUGUGAAGUUAUCGACGGGCUGGAGGAUGGAACGGUGGUGUUGUCCCUCGACCUGGAAGGUGUCGUCUUCCCUUACUUCCCCCGCCUGGGUCGCUACAACCUCAACUUCUAUGACGGUGAGCGGGCGUGUCGCGACCAGGACGCCGUCGUGGCCUCCUUCGACCAGCUGUACGAGGCAUGGCGAGGGAAGCUGGACUGGUGCAACGCCGGCUGGCUGAGCGACGGCUCGGUCCAGUAUCCCAUCACCACGCCCAGAGAGCCCUGCGGAGGCAAGAACACGGUGCCGGGCGUCCGCAACUACGGCCUGAGAGACAAAGAGAAGAACCACUACGACGUGUACUGCUUCACCUCCCACUACAAAGGUCGAUUCUACUACCUGAUCCACCCGUCUAAGCUGACCUACGACGAGGCGGUCAGGGCGUGCCAAAAAGACGGCGCUCAGAUCGCCAAGGUCGGCCAGAUGUACGCCGCCUGGAAGCUGCUGGGCUACGACCGCUGCGACGCCGGCUGGCUGGCCGACGGCAGCGUCCGCUAUCCCAUCUCCAACCCCCGCCGGCGCUGCAGCCCCACGGAGGCCGCCGUGAGGUUCAGCGGCUUCCCCGACAAAAAGCACAAGCUGUACGGCGUGUACUGCUUCAAGGGCCACAACUGAGCUGCACACACACACACACAUCAGCAUGCACACACACACACACACACACACACACAUUCAUACACUAGUGGACAGUAAAAAGAGACGGAGGUGAACUCAUUCAAACUGUGAUGCUUUAUUUCAUGGAAACCUUCAGACGUUAUUGUCAGACCUGACUUGAGGGAGAGUUUACACAUAUUUAAGGUUCAUAUUAUUUAAUCAAUGCCUUUGAAUAGAGGGGGGGGGGGGCGGGGGGGGGGGGGGGGGGAGGUUGGAUAUCAGCCAUACUGUCAUUCAAAGGACUCGUCAUAUCAGAAAGAACGACACGCCUGAACCGACUCGUGGUUGGACGGAUACUUUGGGCACUUCUUAUCAACGCUGCCAUGAAACACAGCUGGAAGAAAUCCUUUGACGCUCGUCGUCAGGUAGGAUUCACAAGCCUUCUCCCGACCAUACGUAACAAGGUGCUACUACUGGUGCUUUGUACUUCAUCACACCGUCCAGUAUUUUAUGUUUUUAUACACAAAGUGACAAACAUUUGUUUAUGUUUUCUAAGUAGAAUGUUAUUAUCUAGAAAUGUACUUUUUUUUUAUAUAUACUGUAGAAAAACAUUAUUAUUUUUUGGCCAAGUCUCUUCGGUUUACAUAAAGCGUAAAAAAAACACUCCACAGUUACUAUAAAAAGAAAUCAGAUUUUGCACUGAACAUGUAGAAGAGGCCUAAAGGAGGAGAGACGAGGCCGCGGUAGAAAACGCCUGGCAUGAGUAGAAGCAGUGCCGCUGCAGAGUCGCUCUCUGUUUGGCUUCGUCUUAGACUUCAGAGCAUGACUUCGCUUCUACGAGCACAAAGCUGUUGAUCCACACCUCCUAUAGUAUCUAUCCCGCUAGCUAGCGCCUUGAGAAAAGGCUAUUUUUGAUACAAAUACUGUAGUUUCUUAUAGAGAACGAGCGGAGCCGAGGCGGGCGCCGUCUGUGACCUUCAGCCCUCUAUGAUCCCCUACACCAACGCAAGAGAUCAAACUUGACUUUUGAAUCUGUUAUCCAGCUUGGGGUUGAAUCUUUAGGGUGCAUUCAUGAUCUCACAAACGUCUCCAUGUGACUAAAACAUAUAAAUACAUUUUGGUCCAAAGACUUAAACCAACAUCAGGUGCUGAAGUUAACACUGCAUCCGAUCAAAGAGUCUGUGAGAUCAAGAUGUCGCCACGUAAAGAAACACGUGUAGAUUUCUCUCCCGUGAGGUUUGAAUCUGUUUGUACGGAGUGCUGAGGUCACAGAUGGGUACACGCCAGGCCCUGAGCGAGCACGGUUCUCCUGGCGGCGACCGGCUCCCUGAUUGCCAUCUGAGCUCUGCAGAGACUCUGAACCGGCCGACCCAGCGGGCCGGCAGCCAAACCUGCACCGGCCCGCUGAACCAGACAGAAAUACAAUACGUUCACAACACCGGUGAUUCCUGCGUGGAGGCGCUGAGGGCUUCUACCAUGUAAGGGUAUCACAGAGGAAACGGUGCACAUUGAUCGAGGGUAAGCUCACCGUACGCGCUCCCAGCUGGCCCCGACGCCGGUUUAGGUCAUCCACUUGGUUCUGGUGUAGAGUUAGCUUUACUUGGCUCCACCUUUGACAAGCCACUGAACAACCAGACACAUCAUCACUGAAGGACUGCAGGACGGACUCAUUGAAGCGGCUCUCUGCAGUGAUCAGACGCUGGGAAGACAAACACUCGCUGAGGAGUCAGAACUAAAAGAUGUAUGCCUCUUAUUGUAAACAAACCUUGUUUAAAGUGUCAGUUUGUUAAAGGGACAGUUUGACAUUUUGGGAAGUGCAACCUCAUGGAAAGACGCGAGGAAGUCACAAAUCGUAACUCAUCCCUUACGGUCCCAUGUUCCUAUGUUCUGUUGAUAUAAACUAACAUUGUAACAGAUUGGUAUGGGCUGUCUUUACAUCUUUAGUAUCGUCAGUCCCGUGAGUCGUUAGUAUCAUCAGUCCCGUGAGUCGUUAUUAUCGUCGUUCCCGUGAGUCGUUAGUAUCAUCAAUCCCGUGAGUCGUUAGUAUCGUCAGUCCUGUAAGUCACGUGAGUCGUUAGUAUCAUCAGU
Sebastes umbrosus (honeycomb rockfish) is the source of this 3512-nucleotide messenger RNA. It is a transcript of the gene hapln1b, whose product is annotated as hyaluronan and proteoglycan link protein 1b. The coding region runs from base 384 to 1445 and encodes 353 amino acids. The transcript has 6 exons. NCBI's taxonomy places the organism in Eukaryota, Metazoa, Chordata, Actinopteri, Perciformes, Sebastidae. The record is from RefSeq and is a predicted model, not a curated record. Gene Ontology annotation, molecular function: hyaluronic acid binding. Gene Ontology annotation, biological process: cell adhesion.